AUGGAAUCAUCAUCUCAUCUUUCAUUAGAGACGAAUCAAUCUUCUGUUCAAGGAUAUUCAACACCUCCUCGAUCGAAUAUUCGUUAUGAAUCAUCAUCAUCAUCAUCAUCACCUAAUCUUUCAUUUUCUCAACUUUUUCAUCAAUCAAAAAUUUUAACCAGUGCUGAAUUAAAACGACGUUUUUCUCCAAUAAAAUCAUCUAUAAAAAAACAUCGACAUAAUUUUAUUCAAAAAACUGAUUCUAUUGUACCAUUAAAACAAAAUCUUCAUAUGCCAAUGAUAUUAGAAAAAUUAUUUGAUUAUAAAGAAGAUUUAUCAAUUAAAUCUUUAAAUGAAAAUGAUUGUAUAGUUCCUAUAUCAUCUUCAAAAUUUUCUUUUAUAUCAUCAAAAAUAAUUCAUCAUCAACCUAAUUUUGAUUGUUUUAUAUCGGAUUCAUUUAAAACUGAACAAAAACAUUUAUUCUCAAUAUCUGAAACAACUAUGAAACAAAAAUUUCAAACAUUAUUACAAAAUAAAUGA
Rotaria sordida is the source of this 519-nucleotide messenger RNA. Lineage: Eukaryota; Metazoa; Rotifera; Eurotatoria; Philodinida; Philodinidae. The record is from the annotation of a GenBank genome assembly.